Serpula lacrymans var. lacrymans S7.9 is the source of this 3988-nucleotide messenger RNA. RefSeq lists its product as uncharacterized. Gene Ontology annotation, molecular function: protein phosphatase regulator activity; protein phosphatase binding. The transcript has 14 exons. Gene Ontology annotation, cellular component: cytosol; nucleus. The coding region runs from base 1 to 3021 and encodes 1006 amino acids. NCBI's taxonomy places the organism in Eukaryota, Fungi, Basidiomycota, Agaricomycetes, Boletales, Serpulaceae. The record is from RefSeq and is a predicted model, not a curated record.
AUGUUUUGGAGAUUUGGCUUUCAUAAUGCAUCCUCCAUCGACAGCCUAUUAGACAAGGAUGACGUUUCGCUCGAGGCUAUAUUAGAUGAGGACGAUUUGCUACAAGAAUGCAAGUCACAAAACACGAGGCUUAUCGACUAUUUCCAACGGGUGGAUGUCUUGCAACGGCUGCUUGCGUAUGUGACUGGGCAGAUUGAAGGCGAGGAGAGGGGUCGGUUCAAAUAUCCAUAUGUCGCUACGGAAGUUCUCUGCAGUGAAAUAUGGUCAAUCGUAGAGACCUGUGUCAACCUAUCAGACCAGCUGUUGGCGCCCUUUUGGGAAACAGUUCUUGAUAGGUCGCCUGACGAUAUGAAAACACAAAUGGUCAUGGCCUCACAUUUUGCCAAGAUCAAUGCUGUCUUCCUCAGUAAAAAGCCGGCGGAGAUGCUGGCCUUUAUUCAAUCGCAACCUUCAGUGGUAGAGCGCAUACUGCAUCAUGUAGAGACCCCGUCUUUCGUCGAUCUGUUGGUACGCAUUAUACAGCUCGAUGAACACCCUAGUGGUGCAGGCGUACUGGAAUGGCUGUCCUCGGAAAAUCUCAUGGGUCGAUUGAUUGAGCUUCUAUCCCCAGCUCAUACCAGCGAUAUGCAUACAGUCGUAUCUGAACUCAUAAAAGGGAUCAUCUCAAUGGCUGCUCCUUCACCCGGUGCGGGUUUGACGGAAGGUCUGCAAAAUGGUCCCGCCUCAAAUCGCUUCGCUCGUGAACUUGCGCACAGAAAUAGUGUCUCAAAGCUAGUGGAUUACAUAUUGACUGAUUUCGGACCCUCGAACUCGGCCGGUGCUGGAAAGGUGUCAGGUCAAACGCUUGAAGAGUCUAUCCUCCUUAGCGAUGAACUUCCAGAUAUACAUUCGACGACAUCAUCAGUCGUACAUUCAAUCUCCAUUAUAAUUGAGCUGAUUCGAAAAAACAACUCAGACUACUUUGAGCCGUAUCUCUUCCACACGCUACGAAACCGCCUGAUCCAGGUACAGCAGCAAUUGCAGGGUCAUUCCGACAGUGCGCGAGAAACUUUGGAAAGGGCUAUGAAGGAGAUGGUCGACCGGAUGGGUGUUGUGCAUCUGGGGUCCGUCCUUGAUAUCAUGUGUGAGCGGUUAGAGGCUUUCCAAAAAUUCUUGCGUCAUCCGAGGUCUCUGGAGGGACAUGUCUCGACGACAGUUGGAUCAAUUGUACCGUUGACUUUCGAGCGGUACCGGAUCUGUGAAUUAUACGCCGAGCUUUUGCAUUGUUCCAACAUGUCUCUCUUGAAUCGUUCGUCGGAAUACAACUAUCUGUACGACGCAGAUGGCCGAUUACAAGGUGGCUUGUCAGCUCUAGAACAAUUGGCGCGCGUGAUCGCGAUAGGUUCUGGCGAUGAGAGGGACCAAGAGGCAAUGGAUGAUGGCGGCGAUGAAAUAGAACCAGCUCUAGAGCUGCCUGUAACGAACGCUUCGCCUUCUCUCCUGGAUUCUGACGAGGAUAUGAGCGAUGACGAGCCUGGAAGCUCAGAUGACGAUACGAUGGAAGAAAUCGCGAUGUACGACGAUCCUGUGAAAGACCACCCUGAUUGCCUCGAGGUUCCACUACAGCAACCACCAAUGAUAGUGCCCUCAUCGCCGAAUGCUGCUUCCCUCCCAUCUCCAGCUGAGAUCGCUGCUCAAGGCGCUGCUCUUUCGCAAAGAAACUUUGGCGGUUCUAGCUCAGAUUCUGACAGCCCAACUGCAAAACCCCCUUCGACGCAUUCUCGCCGCAGUUCGCGACGGAUGACUGCUCUUGAUACACCCUUGGAAAUGGUAUUACCUGUUGGUGAGAAAAUGAAGCAACGAUUCUUGGAGGCCAACGUCUUGUCAACAUUACUUGAUUUGUUCUUCGAGUUCCCGUGGAAUAAUUUUCUACACAGCGUAGUCUAUGAUUUAAUUCAUCAAAUCCUGACGGGUCGUGUGGAUGGAGGGUUGAAUCGGGAGUUGACCAUUGCACUAUUCAGAGAUGGUCGUUUGAUGGACCGCAUCGUUGAAGGGCAGAAACAAAAUGAUAUGGAGAGCUCUAAACCAAAAGGAGUCCGACUAGGAUACAUGGGUCAUCUGACCCUCAUUUCCGAGGACGUUAUAGGUGCUUUUGAGCACUACCCUCCGGAUCUUCGUCUCGUCAUUGCGCAAUAUGCGCCGCAGCCAGCUUGGGAUGAUUAUGUGACUGGCAGAUACAACGAGACUAAGAAGCGUGAUACCAGUCUUUUGGGGGGCGGAAAGCCGGCCGUUGGUGCUGGGGCUGCACGGAAUGGAGCCCGCUGGAAAGUCGACGAAGAAGAUAAUUCUACAGCGGCGACUACCGCCCCUGGUCAAGGAAAUGGGAGUAUUCUCGGAACCCCAGAAGCCAAGGGCGAGUUCAGAAGAGCUGUUGGUUUACGUCCAAUGCGCGAGACGAGCGCAGACUUUGGGCCUGCGUCGAUUGAGGCUGAUUCUGAGGAGCAUGAUACUGUAGGUCCUCCGCAGUUCGCGCGAUAUCUCGCACAGGAGAUACAAUCAUCGGAACACUUCGGUUCUUCCUCUGAUGAGGAAGAAGAAGAUGGGGGAUGGCUGGCCCACUCGACCUUUGACCUUGGCAAUCCCCCUCUUCCUUCUCGGCAUCAAUCUGAGGGACAGAUGCAACUUAGUAGCGCCUUCGAUGAUACUUAUAACUCCGGUAGUAGCUCCUCCCUUAAUGGUGCAUUAUCUGACGACCCAUUUGGGAUCGGUGACGAGGAUAACUUUGGUCCUUUCUCUGAUUCAGCUGCCGCAAAUGGUUCGGAUCCAUUCACCUUCUCUUCGUCGUUUUCCGAAGACAUGGAGGACAGUUCGUUCGAUAGCUUUGGAGACUUUGGAGAUUUCCAUUCAGCGCAAGAUGGAGAGCUAACGCCCACCGCUGGAAGCUGGACUUUGACCAGUGGGUCCGACGAUGCGGGAUCAGAAGGUUCUGCCAGCCCUCGAACCGAACGUUUUUCUUCCUCUUGGCGCUGGCUGCAAGCUUAAUAUAAUAAACCGCAGACGAGAUAUCCUGCCUCUGCCGCCGAUCUCGCUUCAACCACGUACUAAUACAAGCAACCUGCCUUUCUAGCCCCCAGUUGCUUCUCUCCUUCCACUCGGGGCAACAUACGUCUCUCUCCAACGCUGCCCGCUCAGUCUUGUCGCCACCCCACCUGACGAUUAUUAAUAUGGGUAGCAUAUUUGACAAUGAGUCCGUUUUCUUGGUUAUGCCUCUUCCUUUUUCUCAUUCCUCUUCUUGUGGCUUCUCAGCUCUUCAGAGAUUCAGUCAGAUGAUAUAUGGCAAAUCGCCCUCUUCAUCGCUUUCGGUCAGUAAUUUUAUUUCCUAUCAAAGCCGCCUUCUUAUACAUCCAUAUCAAGUCAUCGUUGUCCUGGCUGCUAUAAUCACUCUUGUCGCCGUCUCAGUACGCAAUCGAGCAAAAUCACGAGAACGCCUUUUGUAUAAGGAUUUAGAAGAGGCACGUUCUACACACAAGAAGAGGUCAUCACGUCGAUCAAAACACAAGCCUCGUCCAAUACAAAUCGAGGACCUUACCGUGCUUGAACCCGUUGCCGUUCGCGACAGGUCGUCGCAGGAGGAUAUACAUGAUCCUCCAAAUCGAUCACCACCAAUACCUUACAGACUGACCCCAUAUUUUACGAGCCGCUAACGAACGAGCCUUAUAAUCAUAUACUCACCAGUAUCGCGUGAUCGUUGUUCAGCCACAGGCGAGCACUUGUCUGCGUACAGAAUUAGACCCCUUUUGUUUGAAGGAAGCCCAUGGGGCAGAGCUUUAGUAGUAUCGCCACCGCUCAUCUGGAACGGUUCGAGUUCACGUUAUAGCACGUCUCUUUAUAAUUAUCGUAUAUCUCGCUGUCUGUAUAGCAUAUCCCUUGCACAUCGUGUAUCAUGUACCACAAGUAGCACAGAACUCUUCUUUCAGCUAAAUGUAUUUCCAGCAACCAUUCUCAGCUG